Molecule: messenger RNA, 5652 nt
Organism: Sabethes cyaneus
Lineage: Eukaryota; Metazoa; Arthropoda; Insecta; Diptera; Culicidae
Exons: 6
Coding region: 178-5175 (1665 amino acids)
Source: RefSeq, a predicted model, not a curated record
AUCGUCGAUUAAACUCCAGAAAAUUCGUGUCUGUGCUGUGUUGAUAUUUAAAAAAGUGACUUAUUAUUAGUAACGAUAACUCUAUUUUGUAUUGGCGGUUCGAGUUUCAUAGUGAUACGUUAUUUUUUAUUGAUUUUAUUGGCUAAACAAGUAAGGCUACUUCCAAGCGAAUUCAAAAUGCCACCUCGAAAGAAAAAAACAGUCACUAAAAGGCAGACAACGCAAGUGGAAAUUAGAAUUGAUACGAAUGAGUUGGACCGACGCCGGUUUUCAUCAAUGGGAAAAGAAGAUUCCGUCAUUAUGCUAUCCAGUGCAGAGAAUACGAUGAUAGACAAAGAUCCAUCGGUGCUGAUGCUGACAGCAGUCGAGAUGCUACGACCAUCGACACGGCUCGGUGCUAUCGACAUGACCCUGGAAGAAACUCUGAGACCGUCCUUCCGGCCCAGUGCAAGACCGCCCAAUGGGGACGCAAACGAAACCGAUAUGAGCAUGAUUAACAUCGAACAAACUCCUUGCAUCAAUCGUAACAGACCAAAAUCGUCGUGGGUUGCGCGACGAACUGAAGGCUCGAUUACUUUUUCUAAUGAGACGGGCGGUACCGGACGACCAGUUAGGACACGCCAACCAAAUUCAAAUAUUUUCUCUGACGAUUUUAAGACAGAGACUAGGUCUCAUAAGAGUGUGAAUGUUGCAGAAAAAAGUUCUAAGAAAGUGACAAAAGGACGUUCGGCAAGCACAGCUAAAGAAAAGAUAUCCGUAAAUGUCGAAGAUACCAAUUUAAACAAAACACCAGUCAGACCUAAUACUGACUCUUUUGCUAGUAAACAAAUCAGGACGAGAUCCGCUUCGCGAGUGGCAAAAAUGCAAAAUGAAGCUCAAGCUAGAAAGCAGACACGGACAACAUCAUUGAUUGCUUCUGAAACUAAUAACGAUCGUGAUGAACCCAGUGUUCAGGAAACGAAAAAAGGGAGGACACGUAAGAAACAAAGCAAACAACAAACGAAUGAAGAUUCAAAUGACAUUGCGAGACCAAGAGCUGCAAAAUCGAGAAGUAAGGCUGCUGCGCAAUCUAAAGAAAUAAAGGAUGAUCGUUCUGGCAAAAAUGAGAAAAACGUUCAAAAAGGUAAAACACAAGACGAAGAAAAUGUUACAACUCAAACAAUUCCCAAAGGCAAGCGUCGAGGGAAGAAACUUUCGAAGUUAACUCCACCUGAGCAGCAAAAGAGUCCUGAGAAAUCAGAGUCUUCUCCUGAGUUGGAUACUGAAUCCAAUCCCUCUAUUUCAACAAAAAAUACUGAAAAAUCCGAGGAAUCGAAUCAAUUUGCAUUUGUCUCGGUAAGAAGACGACCAAAAGUCGCGGCCCCAAGCACUGCUGUAAAAGAAACAGUAGCUAGUGAGGAAAGUGGGCAUGAAAUGAGAGGAUGCAGAGUAUCGCAGGAAAUCGCAGAGAAAAUGCCAUCUUUCCAAGCAUCUGAUUUGCAGCAUGUAUCGUUAGAUGAUCAAUCUCGUGCAGAUGCACUGAAAGAUACGUUACCCGAAAUUUCAGAAGCCGAUAAGUUUUCAUCGAAUGUAUCAAAAAGAAAAAAACUUAAUUCGACUUCUCAUAGCAUUCAAAGUUCUACCAACGCAGAAGUCCCUUACAGCCCGAACGAGAAGUCGCCACUGGGGGGAAAGGAAUUAUUAUUGUCCACGCGACGCACACGAACUUCCUCACGAUGUCGGCUACAAUCUCUAAGUAUAAAUGAUCUGCCCGUAGAGGAUGAGCAACCAAGUUAUACCGAAUCAUUUAUGCCAGUCAACACAGGAGUAACCAUUCGCGGCCGCUCUCGUACGCGGCGGGUGCAACCAGCCAACAUAUCGGAUUAUGCAAACGAGAAACAUCCUCAGAGUGAAUUCGUCCAAGCUUCUAACUCAAAUCGUAAUACAUUAACAGUUCCUAGCAUUAAACCUCGAGCAAGUAACAAAACCUCUGCUCAAACGACGGCAAAUGUAGAAACACACAUUCCCACAGCUCGCGGUCGCUCGCGCACGCGCCGGGUCCCUUCAGCUCGCAGCUCGCAGGAUAACAAUCAACCGACUAACUCCAGCAUCAAGCGAUCCCACACAUGUCGCAUAUCGCCUCCUUCAAGCAACACAGAAACGCAGCAAAGCACAGCACCAAAGGACCGCGGCCGCUCGCGAACACGCGACGUGUGUUCAGUGUCCAAGUCGAAUCUCUCAGAUGAAUUUAGCUCUCAGAAUGACAACGAACCACCACCUUCCAAGACCAAGCGGUUGCAAACACGUAGCAAAUCCGUUAUUUCAAGCAACACGGAAACGCGACAAGAGACGGCACCAAAAACUCGUAGCCGGCCUCGCACACGCAACUCACCUUUGAAUUCCAACGCUCAGCCACCCGCAUCUUUGGACAUCAAACAGCAUCGAACACGUAGUCAAUCCACGGUACGAAGUAAUGCCAAACCGCUUGCAGCAGUAGGUACAAUCGCGCAAGAAAGUGCUACGAAAGAGAAGUCUCCGAGCGAAUCUAUUCCAACUUUAAAUUCCAGUCCUAUGCCUCUAACAACUUCUAUUACUCGGAGACCUCGUACACGCAGCAAGUCCGUCCUCCGAGGUAAUGCCAAACCACAGAUUGCACGAAGCCGUUCCGUUCCACGGAACGCCGUUCUUUCGCCGGUUGUCCAACAGCACCCAAUAAGCGACGGUUCCCACAUUCCCGUAUAUCGUCGACAGGUAGAGAAGGAAAAACCAGUGGUUAAUGUCACGAACCGCAAGCAAAAAAUUGUGCAGCCUGAGCCGACCGGUGACGACAUCUAUGCGUUUGAUUCUCCCAGUCAAACUCCGCCCAUUGACGGUGAAACAGUAGCUGCAAAGCGCGGCGCCACGCGCAGGAAAAGGAUUCGUUCAGUCACUAAUAAUAGUACCACCCGAAAAAGGGUAACGCCAGCGAAGAAAGCGCAUCAUUUAGUCUUCGGUACUGAUAUGGCUCAGAUUACAAAAGUGGUGCGAAAGAUUGGUGGCGGGCCGAUUCAUCAAACGAAACCGAUUGGCGAGAUUGUGCCAACGGCGAAGUUAGCACCAAUCGUUCUCGGACCAGCUUUUGCACAAAAUCUAUACACGACCCGUCGAAGCGACUCGCCAAUUUCUAGCCGCGCAGACGAUGAGCGUCACGAUGACAACGAUUUCGAUGUCGAGAAUAUUCCAGUAGUGGAGGUUCCAGCAGAAGUACCAUUAUCGCCACCAAAAAUGCCGAACCCAGUGCAACGAAUUUUCCUCCAGCGAAAGGAACCCACAGCCGGAACUCCGGAUAAAACUGCGAACUUCUCUCCGCUGGGAGCCUCAUCGCCAUGGCGGGUACAAAACGACAACAUUCUGCCAAAAACCUUUUAUUUUUCACGAUCGAAGGAUCUACUGCCAUCGUACGAAAGCGACAUCGUGAUUCGUCACGACGAUGAUCGCGCCCAAUCACAACUCAAAGAGCUUGAACCGCUUACAAUGCCAGCACCGCCAAGGAAAACUUCUCCGGUCCACCCGAUUGCGCCCAAAGCGCCGCCGGAGCUUGUAUUCCGUGGCAUACAAAAAUCCUACGAACAGCUAAAAGUAACCAGUGAAAUGAGCGAAAAGCUCAUCACCGCCAUGCGUACGUACAAAGAAAACAUUCACAACGAAACCGCUCUCUUCAGCAAAGGUCCGGACGGUCUUUCGGAGGACGAGCGGCUGAUCGCUAAGUUUCGAGAGUAUGAGGAGAAUAUGAAAAAGACCUAUCAGAAGUUGAAACAAUGGUACGAACGGUCGCAGCGAAACCUUACGCACUCCAUGCAGGCAAUCAAAGAGGUGUCUACACUUCCGAAAACCCACGCUCAAAAGGAAAUGCUCGAAAACUUUCAUCGCCACUCGGAGCGGUUCGUUACAAUGAUUAACGAACUGGAAUCAGCGAUGAACGACUCGAACGUAGAAAAUGUAACUCCUGCAAAAUCGGUGGAAACUACAAAGCAUCCCAACAAGGAUAUUAUCCUGUCCGAAAGAGAUAUUAACAAUCCGUACCGAAGUCCGCUGAAGACGCUAAACAUUCUGAAUAUACCUAGAAACUUUUCACCAGUAAAAUCCCCCUUAGUUAAGGCUUCGCUCAGUGCUUUCUCUGGCAGUGGCAAGCAAAAUAAGGUCAACAGUCGAGAUCGAUUUAGCAUAUUAAGUUUAAACAAAGUUCCACUUAGUCGCCAAGCCUUACAGCACUCAACUACCGGACAUCCCAGUGUGAUAGAGAUCGGCGAAACGCUUGUUGAUCCAAGUCCACAAAACUUACACAUAACGUCGACUGAAACGCUAUCGGAUGCACAGGAAAUCGUCGGUACAAUUCGCAACGAAGAAAGAUGUCAGCAACCGACGAAAGAUCUAUUCGGAUUCGAAACGGAGGAUAAUUCCGACGAUUUUUUCGUCGAACCAACGCCGGUUAAAAUUACGAAGGACACCCUUAAGGAACGGUUGAAGAGCGUUCGCAAAAUGCUUCCAGCUCGACCAACCCCAGCCCAAUCUAGACAACAGUUGCGAUCGCGGAACAACCAACAACAACAACGGAUCCCGAAAGUCAUCGGCAGCCCCAGCAAGUUACGCUCGGUUCAGAGUGUGUUUGCUUCGUCAACACCAGUCGCUGCAGGAAAGCGGACACAAGAAAAGGCUGCGUCACAGCCUGACCCCGACGUAAACGUUUCUACCAUUGCGGACACAUCGUCGGCAGCCGAAAACGUUGAACAGCACAAGGAACCGCCAGCCGGUAAAAGUGACAACCCGCCGUUGGUUUUGUUUGAUGAACCCGAAGCGGAAGUAGUUUCCACCUCACUGAGUUGUGUGAACCGAACGUACAGCCGAAUACCAAAACGCAACCGCAAGCGAAAACGCAAUAUUUAUCUGGCGGAUUUGGGGCUCAGCGACGAUGAGGAUGACGACGACGAUGUCGACGAAGGUGACAAGAAUAACGAUGACGGGGCCCGAACAGAAGCGGUGUCAUCAGAUGACGAGCACGCGAAUGAGCACGUACGAAAGCAGCAAAAUAAAAAAAGGCGCGUUGUGACGAAAAGAAAGAAGAAAACCGUCGAACAAUCAAAGGAGUUCAAAAAGUUCGUUGAAGAAUUCAAUAGCAUGUGCGAAGAAGUCAACCGGUAUCAGAUGGUCGUGGAAUAAUGUUUCUUAACACUUUGCUUGCAUCGCACUGAGCCAUUGGAAUACGUCAUAAUUAUGUAUAUUUCUUAGGAAGAGUUUCGUUCGAAAGUUAAUCAACUUUUACUUUUGUGUCGUAACCAAUAAGGGUUUUUUUUAUCCUCGAAGGAGUUUGUUUUCUAGCUAUAUUAUAACCGUAUAUUUUAAUACUAUUUUUCUGUUUUAUGCAAAUAUGACACAUUACUCUAGAUGAUUUUGAACCCUCAAAGAAGAAUACGGAAAGUACUUGGCAACUCUGUAAUGUCUGUAACUGUUGUGAGGAUCCUUUGAGAUGUAUCCUAUUUGCGCACAAGAUUGUAAAAUUUUGAUUACUCUUUAUUGAAACUCAAAAGUCGUUACCCGCAGUGACCUGCAAGACAGUCUUUUUGAGGGUUCAGAAUAACUUCAACUCUGAUUUUGGCUAGGUACCAAUUUUGAGAAAAAUAUAACUUAUAAUAAUAC